This is a messenger RNA of Benincasa hispida (wax gourd), 3686 nucleotides long. NCBI's taxonomy places the organism in Eukaryota, Viridiplantae, Streptophyta, Magnoliopsida, Cucurbitales, Cucurbitaceae. The record is from RefSeq and is a predicted model, not a curated record.
UUUUGAAAAAGCGAGACAAAAUCUCACCUAUUUCCUUUAAUUUGGGUCAUUCCUAUCAAAAUCCGAAAUAAAUCGAUCUUGUGUUAAUUAAAAAUUGUUUUGUUUUGAUUUUUUGGUUCUCCCUGUAGUAUAGUUGGAGACAGUUUGGUUUGUUUGAAAUUGAUUUGAAAGGAGCUGUGUUCUACUGUUUGUACUUCAAGUCAGCAACAAUUCUACCCUUGUUCUCGUUCUUCAAGUUUUAAGUAACCACAAUACAUGUACGAUUUCAUCAAUGAGGUAUAAAAUUUCACUUGAAUCCGCAUUAUCUCUUUCAAAACCUAAAAUUUCCAGAAUCCCAUUCGGCCCCUUCAAUCAUUUCUGUCAAAGGAGAUGGAGAAAGCCAGUAGAAAACGCACAAACUCGAUUAGAAGACAGAACAAGGGACCUCAAGCUCGACAAACUCGCAACACAAUUCCAGAAAUUCAGGAUCAUCCUCAAACUCCGCGAGCUCAUGAUCGAUCGGAAACGCGGCCCUUUCGUCUCCUUACAAAUCAUGUCUCGAUGGCGAAACAUUGUUGGACUCAAAAUCGGGAUUGGGGAGUUCGUUCAUAAGUACCCCCACGUGUUCGACGUAUUUCCCCAUCCGGUAAGGAGGAAUUUAUGCUGUAGAAUCACCGGAAAAAUGACCGCCUUGAUGAAACAAGAGGAGAAUGUUAUUAACGAUCUCGAAAUCGAGACUGUGCAGCGAUUGAAGAAGUUGCUAAUGAUGUCUGUGAAUGGGGCUCUUCAUGUUCAUGCUUUGAGACUAAUCAGCAAGGAAUUGGGGUUGCCUGAUGGGUUUGGAGAAUCGAUUCUCGAGAAGUAUUCUGAUGAUUUCAGACUGGUUGAUUUGGAGAUUGUUGAAUUGGUUGAGAAACAUGAGAAUGGAGCCGUGGCGGAGGUUGAACAAUGGAGGGAGAGAGAGUUUAGAGAGAAAUGGCUGAGUGAAUUCGAUGUUAAAUAUGCAUUUCCUAUCAAUUUCCCAACUGGGUUUAGAAUAGAGGGAGGUUUUAGAGAGAAAUUGAGGAAUUGGCAGAGGCUUCCAUAUGCAAAACCAUACGAGAAGAGACAAGGCUUUGGUUUUCGUUCUUCUGGGGGGAUGCAGCGCCACGAGAAACGAGCUGUGGCUGUUCUUCAUGAACUGUUGAGCUUGACUGUGGAAAAGCUGGUUGAUAUUGAGCGGCUUGUCCAUUUUAGGCGAGAUUUCGCCAUUGAAGUCAAUAUCCGCGAGCUUCUACUGAAGCAUCCAGGGAUAUUCUACAUAUCAACCAAGGGGAAUACCCAAAUCGUUUUCCUUAGAGAGGCUUAUGCUAAAGGGUGCUUGAUAGAGCCCAAUCCAAUAUACAUUGUUAGAAGGAAGAUGCAGGACCUUGUUCUGUUGGGACGUCGACACACCAAGCAGUUGGAAUCAUCCAUGGAAAUCAAGGAAAAUGACAGUGCAGCCUAUAAUGGAGACUGGUUAUCUAAAAGUGAAGGAAGCUGGGUUUUGCCAAUACUACAGGGCUUUGAUUGAGGGAUGGAGUUCAAAUAUCUGAUGAAGAUUUGAUGGUUUGUGCAUUAUUUGGGGGUGGGUGUGAGGAAGGAACUGUGUUCAUGGUGGAAUCAAGUUGAUUGUCUGAUGAUGUUUGAAUGUCUCACCACUCAAGAGGGACAAAGAAACCAUCCUUUAAGGUCAUUCCUUCAAACUUCCAUAUAUUUUUUAAAAUCUAUUCAAGGGUCUUGAAAAUUUGAAUAUAUAAGCAAUUUCAAAACUAUGUGCGAGCUCCGUUCACUAUUUUAAAAAUCAUACUAAACUCACCUUAAAUCAUUACUUUGUUUGGUGAUAAAGAAACUAAUGUUUUUUGUUGUCGUCAUGUUUUUAUCAGCUUCCUUCAUACUUCGUUUUAUUAUGUAAAUUAAGUAGGAUGAUAUGCAGUUAUGGAAAUACUUGAUGGUCCUUCUUUUCUCGAGUGAAGAGUAUAAAAGGACUCCAAUACUUACACUGAAUCCAUAGUAAUCUGCAUUGACCUUAUUUUUACAAUUGAAAUAUCCUGCAUAUCAUUUUAUUGUUACUGCUAGACGUGCUUGUGGUAUUUUCAGUUAGAUUAGACCAUAUUUAGGAUCACUUAGCUGGAGUACUUUUAGCUGGUUAGAAGCACGUUUUUUAAACCAUUAUUAAACACAUUCUCAAUUGGGGGUCUUUUAAAGUUUUUUGGAAAGAGAAUGGUUCUGUCUUUUGUCUCUUUUAUGAGCCCACGAAUGAAGGAGCUGGCAUUUUAUAUUUUUCUUUACUAACUGGUAAAAUCAACAGACAACACAGAAUUUCUUGCUGCUGCUUAAGAGGCAGGCUUCAGCAACUAUUUUUGUAGGACUCGUGCUUAUUAUGAAGCACCAAACCCAUGGACAAAGCUGGCUGAUUUAGAAAGCAUAUGGAAACAACCAAUCUGCAAAAAUGACAAUGGUUUCACAUAUAAAGCAAUCGGGAAACUUUUUUUUUUUUCUUUCUUUGGAUAAGAAACCAAUCUUGCAUUAAGAAAAAUGAAAGAAUUUACAAGGGCAUAUGAUAAAAACAAGCUUGCAAAAAGAGACCUUAACCGAUUGCAAGUAGGAACUACAAUCCAAAGAAUCUCACGAAGCUGAUAAGUACAAAAAACAUAUCAACCUGUCCAUAAAGACACCAAUAAACCUCACAACCACCCACACCUCCUCCAAAGACUUCCCAUCUCUCUAAACAUUCUACUAUUCCUCUUGAGUCACAGUAUCUACAAAAUAGUACGCGAACAAGUCGGCCAAAAAAUUCUUCCUUUUAUCUCGAAAGGGGGACCCUGAAUUUGAGACCCAUUUUAUUUCAUCUUUAUUUGAAUGGUUGCAAGUCCUCUUUGAUUAUGAGCUGGCAUAACACAAGUGUCAAUGAAAUGAAGUUUGGAUGGAGAAAGCCUAUAAAGGAUUGCUGGUGGGCAAAAAGUCUUGUGACCCUCCAAGAAAUUUGGUUAUUUUGUUUGAGACAACCUUGGUGAAAGAAUAGAAACAACCAACAGGGAUUGUGUUUAUGAUGAAAUGAAGAACUUGUUGGCUAAAGGACUACAAGUUUCUCGGACUUGCUUCCCUCAAUCAGAUCAUCACAUUGGCUUCAAUCCAAGACAUUUACUAAGAGGAUCAAAGGAAAAGGACAUGCUUCUGUUUUCUUCACUUGCAGUAUGUUUGAUGAUCUUCAGAUUCAAUAAAGAAGAGUGAUAUCAGAGCAAGCUUUUAGUACUCAAUUAUUGUUAAUGUUGAAAUUGGUGGGUAAUUAUUCAUGUGAUGAUGCUACAAUGGAUAGUUUCGGGUUUUGGCAUCUUUUUUUCUCUUCCAAUUUGUUAUAAUUAUUGUGAUUUCCCGGUGAUUUAAGGACUUUAAUGUGUGAAGAAGAGUCUCUAAUUUGCUAAGAGUCAUUAGAGUUGAAGUUUGCCUGUAAUUUCAAGACGUUUAGAGCAAAGUACAAGAUGAAACCGAAAUAGAGAAUUGGUGCUUAAGCAUCGAGGAGCAAGUAAGCAUUGUCCGAGGAGCGAGGUCGGUUCAAGCUGCUUGCACCUGGUUCGAGUCGAUUUUAAGAGUUCAAAGCGAUUCAAGUCAAGCUUCAAAUUAUCAUUGUAAUAAUUUAAGUUUGUUUAGGAUGCCAAAAUCGAUCCAUUUUAGUGUAGUUUAUUUAA